Strongylocentrotus purpuratus (purple sea urchin) is the source of this 1002-nucleotide messenger RNA. RefSeq names its product ankyrin-3-like. The record is from RefSeq and is a predicted model, not a curated record. Gene Ontology annotation, molecular function: RNA nuclease activity; protein binding; RNA binding. NCBI's taxonomy places the organism in Eukaryota, Metazoa, Echinodermata, Echinoidea, Camarodonta, Strongylocentrotidae. The transcript has 6 exons. The coding region runs from base 33 to 962 and encodes 309 amino acids. Gene Ontology annotation, biological process: RNA processing.
UUUGUUUUUAAUAAAGUGGAAAUGAAUCAAUAAUGAAGGAUUUACUGGAUCAGAAAGCAAUUAUGAGCACGAGACUUUCCAGAAGAGGUCAAUCACCAAUAAGUAUUGCACUGAGAUGUGGCAAUGUUGACACUGCACGGAUUCUUCUUGAUAAGGAUGUAUCAUCUUUACAUCACAGCGACAGUGCUGGUCUAACACCCAUUCACCUUGCUACUAUAAGCGGGCUAACAUCAAUCAUUGAGAAGUUGAUAUCAGUAGGUGCUGGUUUAAAUCCUCAGUCAUACGAUGGCCAGACGCCCUUACAUGUUGCCAUCAGACUAUGCCACUGUAAGAAAAGACAGGUUGAAGUGACGACAGCUUUGAAGCAGAUACAACAAGAGAGUGAGGAUGACUUAUCACCUGCGGAGGCUCUGAUACAAUUCCUAAUAAAUCAAGGAUCCAAGAUCGACAUCAAAGAUAACAAAGGUUUUACUCCGGUACAGUAUGCCAGAGAGGAGCGCAUUAGGCAAAUGGUAUUCCGGAGCUUAUCCGAAGAUGAUGUUCAUAUAUUCCGGGAUCUGCCGAUUGCAAGAUCUACUGAAAGUCAUCGCAGUAUUGGCUGUGAAGGAGGGAUUCUACGUUUGGAUAGUUGUGACGUCACAAUGUCGAUUCCACCAAGGAGAGUGCAGGCUGGCUCUUGCCACGAUGUAUCAAUAGCUCUAGUCAUUGAUGAUCCCCCACCUAUCCGAGAGAGAGAGUUUCUUACAGGCUAUGGCAUUGGCAUCACAUUCCCUGCACAGUGGCGCUAUUCUACGAACCAGCCUAUAACGUUAAGUCUCCCUCAUGCCGCAACAUUGCUGGAGUCAAACGAUGUUCAUGCUGGGAUCAUCUGGAAACAAACUGAAUCAACUUCAGAAAAUUCAGGAAGAAGAGGAAAAUUUUCUUUACCGUCAAGUACAUCCUGGAAGAUGUUUUGCACUUGAACCUGAGUCAAGUGAUCUAGAGCUCGAAUGCAAUCGGAGA